Cotesia glomerata is the source of this 6869-nucleotide messenger RNA. Its product is annotated as fatty acid synthase-like. NCBI's taxonomy places the organism in Eukaryota, Metazoa, Arthropoda, Insecta, Hymenoptera, Braconidae. The transcript is spliced from 8 exons. Gene Ontology annotation, molecular function: 3-oxoacyl-[acyl-carrier-protein] synthase activity; oxidoreductase activity; fatty acid synthase activity. Bases 24 to 6866 code for a protein of 2280 amino acids. Gene Ontology annotation, biological process: fatty acid biosynthetic process. The record is from RefSeq and is a predicted model, not a curated record.
AUUAUUAAAAAUAAAUAAACAAAAUGAAGACAAAAAUUUUGAAAAACUCUCCGAACUUCAAUCCUUGCGCUCAGAACAUCGAGAUUGCAGAUGAAGAUAUCGUAAUCUCAGGUCUCGCUGGAAGAUUUCCUGAGUCCGAUGACUUGAAACAUUUUAAAGAAAAUUUGUUUGAUAAAAAAGAUCUGAUAACUGAAGAUGACCGUCGCUGGAAUCUGGAUCACCCUGAGCUUCCAAGGGGUUUUGGAAAAAUAAAUAACCUGGAAAAAUUUGACGCAGACUUCUUCGGUAUUCACUUCAAGGAAGCUCAUACGAUGGAUCCAAUGGGAAGAAUGCUUUUGGAGCAUUCGUACGAAGCUAUUAUCGAUGCAGGAAUUAACCCGAAACAUUUAAAAGGCACCAAUACUGGAGUGUUCUUCAGCGCUUGCUACUCAGAGUCUGAAGUCGCCUGGAUUUAUGAAGAUCAAGAUGUAAAUGGACUGGGAAUACUUGGAUGCAGCAAAGCAAUGCUAGCAAAUCGAGUUUCACGCUGGCUGGGAGUCACUGGACCAAGUUAUAAUGUCGACACUGCCUGUAGCUCGAGUCUUUAUGCGAUGGAACAUGCUUAUCGAGCUAUUCGAGACGGAAAAUGUGAAGCUGCUCUUGUAGGCGGAGCUAAUUUGCUUCUUAAUCCUUAUUUAUCUUUGUUAUUUGCACGGCUUGGUGUAUUGUCCACUGACGGUCGAUGCAAGCCAUUUACUAAUGAAGCAAACGGUUACGCACGAAGUGAAACCGUCAGUGUAGCAUUCUUACAGAAAGCAAAAAAUGCGAAGCGCAUUUAUGCUACAAUAGUCCAUGGGAAAACAAACUGCGAUGGGUUCAAAGAGCAAGGGAUAACUUUUCCGUCAAGCAUGAUGCAAGGUACGCUUCUUAAAGAAUUUUAUGAUGAAUGCGAGAUCGCACCGAGUGUUUUAAAUUACCUCGAAGCCCAUGGAACUGGUACAGCAGUCGGUGAUCCGGAAGAACUUAAUGCUAUCGAUAGAGUGUUUUGUAAAGAUCGGAAAGUUCCGUUGAGAGUCGGAUCCAUAAAAUCCAACUUAGGACAUGCUGAGCCAGCGAGUGGAAUGUGUUCUAUAGCUAAAGUUCUGAUUGCUAAUGAAACAGGAAUAAUAGCGCCGAACCUUCAUUAUACCGGACCAUGCAAAGGAGUGAAAUGUCUUGAAGAAGGUAGGCUUCAGGUUAUUACAGAGCCGACACCGUGGGAAGGUGGAUACGCAGGUGUCAAUUCUUUUGGUUUUGGGGGAGCCAAUGCUCACAUUUUAUUAAAAUCAAAUCCUAUUGAGAAAGUCAACGGAGGAGCUCCAAAUGACGAUUUGCCGAGGCUGGUUGUCGUUUCUGGUCGAACUCAAGAAGCUGUUGAAGUUCUGCUUAACGAUGUUGAAACCAGACCACUUGACGCUGAAUAUGUGAGGCUUCUUCAUAACAUCCAUGCAGAUAGUAUUUCCGAGCAUUUAUACAGAGGUUACACUAUAGUGCGUCGUCGUUCAACUACGGAGAACCGUACCAGAGAUAUUAAGCAACAUCGAGGUCUCAAAAGACCGAUCUGGUAUAUCUUAUCCGGUAUAGGGUCUCAGUGGCCAUCUAUGGGUACUGCCUUUUUACGUUUUCCGAUUUUUGCACAAGCUAUUAAAAAAUGUGACGCCGUAUUGAAACCUCGCGGAGUUGAUAUCUAUGAUAUUUUAACAAAUCCAAAUGAAUCAACGUUUGAUAAUGAUGUUAACUCUUAUGUCGGGAUCGCUGCAGUCCAAAUAGGUCUAGUUGAUCUUCUCACUUCUCUUGGAAUCGUUCCUAAACGUAUAAUAGGACACUCUGUUGGAGAACUCGCUUGCGCUUAUGCCAAUGGUUUCUAUACGAUUGAACAGACGAUUUUAACAGCUUACUCUUAUGAUCUUUCUGCGAAAAACAAUCAUCUACUGGAUGAGGCACUAAUCAGAGAAGCAAUAGUUCGUAUUCCGAAGAAUGCUGUGAUGAUAGAAAUUGCACCUCAACCUCUCUUCCAAGAUGUCCUUCAGAAAAAGGCUAAGCCUGAAGUAAUUAAUAUCGCUUUGACUAACCGCAAGAGCAAGGAUAAUGUUGAAGUAUUUCUUCAAGCAAUCGGAAAACUUUACAACCUUGGUUUUCAACCGCAGGUACAUAAACUUUAUCCAGAAAUAAAAUUUCCAGUGUCACGUAGCACGCCAAUGAUCUCUCCAUUAUUAAAAUGGGACCACUCUAAAGAUUGGUACGUCAUGUUAUACAAAUUACAGACAAAAUUAAAAUCUGGGGAACGGUUAAUACAGAUAAAUAAAAUUCAUGAGGACUAUGAGUUUAUGACAGCCCAUGUGAUUGACGGACGAAAUCUUGUUCCAGCGACUGGAUAUCUUGCGCUAGUUUGGGAUACGAUCGGACGGAUGUUUGGAAAGUUGUACACAGACGUUUCGGUGGUUUUUGACGAUAUUAAAUUCUUACGAGCUACAACUAUUCCCAAAGAAGGACACGUUGAGCUUACAUUGAUGAUUCAACAGGGAACGGGUAGGUUCGAGGUCGCCGAAGGAGAUGUUGCUGUCGUUACUGGAUUUAUUCAUAUUGUUACUGAGCCAUCAAUGAUCAUGAUGAACCCAACGCUUCCGGAGGAUGAAGAGGAAGAAGAAAUGACCGAGAAAGAUAUUUACAAAGAACUUAGAUUGAGAGGAUAUCAGUACAGUGGCUGUUUCCGAGGAAUUAAAAGUGCUUCGACUAACGGUACUCGGGGCAAAAUAGCCUGGUGCAAUAAUUGGGUCGCUUUUAUGGACAACAUGAUGCAGAUGCAAAUACUUGAAAUGGACUCACGAGGAUUAUUUGUUCCGACGGGAAUUCAAAAACUCGUCAUCAAUACUAAGGCACAUUUCAAUCAAUUUCGAACUCUGCCUGGAGAUGUUAAAGAGUUUCCAGUUUAUCGAUACAAAUCAUUAGAUUUGAUCGUAUCAGGAGGCGUGGAGAUCCGUGGACUGAGAGCCAGCGUAAUAUCAAGAAGAAAACCUGCUGGUGCACCUGUUCUCGAGUCGUACCAAUUUAUUGCUCAUCGAGAUUGCGCUGAGAUUUCUCUAAAUGAAGCUACACGCCUAGCAGCUCAUCUCGUUUUGGAAAACCACCACGGAAUAAAAGUCAAAACUUUAGAGAGCUUAGAUGCGGAUGAAAAAUAUCCGGUUGAAGAUUUAUUCACUCCAAUCCUCCAAGAAGCGCUCGGUGAUAUUCCUCUCAUUCAACCGGAGUUGAAUAUUCUCACAGAAAAUUCAUUCGAAGAAGGCACACUGCCUGCCAAUAUAAAUAUCACUGAAGUUAAAAAAUUGACUCCAGAAACCAAUGCAACGAUAUUAUCGGGCCGUCGACUUUUGAAAAAAAAAAAUAAGUCGUUGCCGCAACUACUAACUGCUGUCAAAAACGAAGGAUUCGUAUUGACUAUAGAGUCUAGAGAAAAUACUACUGAUCUUUUUGAAGUAGCGAAGAAACAUAAUCUUGAUAUGAUUUUCGAAAAAGUCGUUGAUGACUCACUUUGCUUACUUUUAAGAAAACAAUCAAAAUCAUCUCACAAAAUGGUAAUUAUCAAUGUGAAGAAUGAUUCAUUUGAAUGGUUGAAUGGAUUGAAGUCUGCAUUCAAGGGUGAAAAAGAACAAAACAACAAUCGCAUUGUUUUAGUCAGCGAAAAGAGUUUUGAGAGUGGAUUGCUUGGAUUAGUAAACUGUCUACGUCAGGAACCAGGUGGCGAAAUGAUCCGAGGAGUUUUGAUUCAAGAUGAACAAGCCCCGGAUUUUUCUCCGUCUUUACCGCUUUACGCUGAUCAAUUAAAGUUGAAUCUUACCAUGAAUGUUCUAAGACCAAAUAAUACCUGGGGAUCUUAUCGGCACCUUAAAUUAUCAGCAGUGACUCCUCAGCCUGUGUAUCACGCUUGGGCAAACCAACUUGUAAGAGGAGACAUGAGUUCGCUCGCGUGGCUUGAAGGUCCAAUAAGACCUAAUUUCAUUCAUCCUGACCUCAUCGAUGUGGUUUAUUCAGCUAUAAACUUCCGUGAUGUGAUGUUUACCAGUGGUAAACUUGCCGCUGAAUUAAUUGCUACUAAUCGAUGGCUCGAGGAGUGUUGUAUUGGUUUUGAGUACAGCGGUGUGGAUCGUUAUGGGAAACGAAUUAUGGGAUUAACGCCAGCUCGAGCGAUUACCAACAAAGCAGUUAUUGAUCGGGAUCUUUCAUGGUAUGUUCCAGAAGGUUGGAGCCUCGAAGACAGCGCGACAGUCCCUUGUGUAUAUGCAACAGCAUACUACGCAAUGUUUUCCAAAGGCAAAAUUAAGAAAAACGAUAAAGUUCUGAUUCAUUCUGGAACUGGAGGUGUUGGACAAGCGGCUAUCAUUCUCGCACUUCACGUAGGAUGUGAAGUAUUUACCACGGUUGGUACUCCUGAAAAACGUCAAUUUAUGCGAGAUAACUUCCCACAGAUUCCGGAAGAUCAUAUUGGAAAUUCACGUGACACUAGUUUUGAAACAAUGAUCUUGGAAAGAACAAAUGGACGCGGCGUCGAUAUUGUAUUAAAUUCGCUGACUGAGGAUAAGCUUCAAGCAUCGAUACGGUGUCUAGCAGAAGGCGGAAGGUUCUUAGAAAUCGGAAAGUUCGAUAUGGCUAAUGAUACUCAUAUUGGAAUGGCUGCAUUCCGCAAGGGAAUCAGUUUUUAUGGUGUUUUACUUGAUAAUUUUUUCAAAGCAACUAGUGAUGUGAAGAAAAUUUUGAAUGGACUUUUACAGAAAGGUUUGGAUGAAGGUUUUAUAAAGCCUCUCCCAAGAACUGUUUUCUCCUCAGAUAAGUUGGAAGCUGCAUUUCGAUACAUGGGUGCUGGUAAACAUAUAGGCAAAGUAUUAAUCAAAGUACUGGACGAAAAAAAUUUAUUGAAUACCAUUGUGCCAGCUUUGCCUCGUUAUUAUUGCCCAGAGAAUCGUAGUUACAUUAUUUUUGGAGGUCUGGGCGGAUUUGGACUGGAGUUGGCUGACUGGCUGGUACUUCGUGGUGCUCGUAAUCUCGUUCUUACUUCACGUUCUGGUCUGAAAAAUGGUUAUCAACGCAUGCGAGUACGUUUAUGGAAAUCGUAUGGAGUUAAAGUAGAAAUAGUAGCUGGAAAAAAUUCCGCGAAUCAUCAAGAGUGUGAAGACAUAUUGAAACUGGCUGAAAAUCUAGCUCCAGUUGAUGGAAUCUUUAAUCUCGCAGUCGUUUUGAAAGACAGUUUGAUUGAGAACCAAACGCGUGAUACUUUCAAGGAGUCUUUUACAGCCAAAGCUUGGACAACUAAAGUCUUGGAUAAAGUUUCAAGAAUUGUCUGCCCAAAACUUCGACACUUUGUUGUCUUCUCAUCAGUCUCUUGCGGGCGUGGUAAUGCUGGGCAAUCGAACUACGGAAUGUCAAACUCUGUAAUGGAGAGAAUCUGCGAGAAGCGAGUCGCUGAAGGCCUUCCAGCUCUGGCGGUCCAGUGGGGAGCUGUUGGAGACGUUGGACUAGUUGCUGAUAUGCAAGAAGACAAUAAAGAACUGGUGAUCGGUGGUACCUUGCAGCAAAGAAUAACCUCAUGUUUGCAAGAACUGAAUUACUUCCUCAUGCAAAGCCAUCCCAUAGUUUCCAGUAUGGUUGUCGCCGAGAAACGCGCUGGUAAUAACGGUCCUCUAAAUGUAGUUGAAACCGUGCUCAAUAUUAUGGAUCUCAAGAACCUGAAAAGUAUCAGCCACCACACAUCUCUUGCAGAACUUGGAAUGGAUUCAAUGAUGGCCGUCGAAAUAAAACAAUCGUUAGAACGCGAGUUCGACAUAUUCUUAACAGCUCAAGAUAUUCGAAGCCUUAAUUUUGCUAAGUUAAUAGAGAUGAGCUCGAAAGAUCACGGAAAGACGCCAACAAAUGAGUCCCUCGACAGUACAGAAGUUCUAACAGGUUUAAAAUUAUAUGUUCGAUUAAUGGGAGCGAAAGAAGAGCACUCCGGCGUAGCCGUCAAGCUUGAAACUCAAGAAGAAACCGGAAGAACCCGAAUAUUCUUCAUUCCCGGUAUCGAAGGCCAAGCGGGAGUUUUUUCAAAUCUUGCCAGUAAAAUUAAAUCACCAGCAACCUGUUUACAGUUGGACAACUCCAAUCCCGACUAUGUUUCAUUUUAUGAUAUCGCAAAUCAAUUACUACCACAUGUUCUGAAGAACAACGAAAAUCACAAGCACUUUGUAAUAAUUGGAUAUUCAAUUGGAUCUCUCAUUGCUAUUGAAUUGGUGAGAAAACUAGAAGCUGAAGGCUUAACCGGUAAAUUAAUACUCAUUGACGGAUCUCCUGACUUCACGAAAACCUUCAAAGAUCAAAUGUUUCCGUCUUCUAGCGAAGAAGAAUUGCAGUAUAAUAUUCUUGUAGGUAUUGCAGAGAUGAUAGUCCCUACUCUCAGUGAAGAGCUUGCGACGGUCUUGCCUAAGUACAACUCUUGGAAAUUAAAAUUAGAUACAGUCAUGAAACAAUUACCACCUGGUGUAAUGACAGUGCCUCAAGAAGAAGUACGCUGCAUUCUCACUGCAGUUUACAACCGGUUCAUUGCUUUGCAAAAUUACGACAGCUCAAAAUUACCAGCUUUGCGAUCGUCAAUCGUAUUGUUAAAGCCUUCAAUACCAUCGAUAAAAUUCACCGAAGAGGAUUAUGGUCUCAGUAAAAUAACUUGUCAAAAAGUACAAGUACACGUUGUUGAAGGCAAUCACUUGACAAUGUUAAACGAUAAUAAAAUCGCCACGAUACUCAAUGAUGAAACUACUGAAAUUUUAAAACCAGUUAAAGAAAAUAUUACUUCUAAAGUUAAUUUAAGAAACUGUAGUGCUUAAAUU